Molecule: messenger RNA, 1203 nt
Organism: Bombus impatiens (common eastern bumble bee)
Lineage: Eukaryota; Metazoa; Arthropoda; Insecta; Hymenoptera; Apidae
Gene: PQBP1
Product: polyglutamine-binding protein 1
Exons: 6
Coding region: 173-1066 (297 amino acids)
Molecular function (GO): protein binding
Source: RefSeq, a predicted model, not a curated record
GUUUGGCGCUUUCGUCGUUAAAUGUUAUGAGGUUAUGUAAGUUCCAACCGACUGAAAUUUACGUGUAUUCGAAAUUCGAAUAAGGAAAUUUUCUGUUGGUAAAUUGUGUGAAUAUUUUCAUAUUAAGAGCAUACUUGAAAGAAAGGAAGUGAAGAAGUACUAAAAUUCUAAAAUGCCACUUCCAGCUGCAUUAGCUGCACGGCUUGCUAAAAGAGGGCUUAUUACUGGAUCAGAAAAACACGAAUCUACAAAAAAAGAAUCAAGAAAAAAAAUCCAUGAAGAAGUAAUAGCUGAAGAUUAUGAUAGUACAAAAGAUGAUAUUAACCAAAUUGACAUAUCACAAAAAUUUAUGGGAUAUAGUGGUUGUCCCAAUAAGUAUAAUAUUUAUCAUGAAUGUACAAAAAAGUGCAAAGAGUUAUGGGGUCUUGGACAUGUACAACCUUCUGACAAAUACUUGAAAAAGCAAUUAAAAUUAAUACAGAAGUACCCCUUACCAGAAACCUGGAAAGCUGUUUAUGACCCUGGAUCUGGCCAACAUUAUUAUUGGGACUGGUCAUCUGAUUUGGUAUCUUGGUUACCACCGGGCCAUCCAAAAUGUCAAAUAUCUCAACCAGCUUCUCAGUUAAGAGAAGAAUUACAUCUAAAAGCAGCAGAUCAGGAUGACAAUAUGUCUAGUGAUGACAGUGGUAGUGAACAAGAGCCAAUGGAAGUGGAUGAACCAGACACAAAGAAAGAUAAAAAAUUAGAGACUAGAUCAAGACACAAACCAGGAGAUAGUAAAAGAAAUCAAAGAUUAGAAAAAUCUGAGAGCAAAGAGAAGAAAGACAGAACUUUAGAUCCUAUGGAUCCAGCAUCUUACAGUGAUAUUCCACGGGGAAAAUGGUCUGAUGGUUUAGCACGACACAAUGAAGCUAAAACAGGAGCAGACACAACUGCUUCAGGACCACUUUAUCAAAUGAGGCCAUAUCCUAGUCCAGGCGCGGUUUUGCGAUCAAAUAGAGCUAACAAAACAGAUUCAGAAUCGUCUAACAAACCUAAAGUAUCGUGUCCCGAAAAACCAGAAUAAAUUUCUCUUUUAUACCAUUUAGUCUAUUAUGCAAUUUAUUAUACAUGUCUAAUGUAAAUAUAGUGUAACUUACAGAAUUUGUCAGUAAUCUUAUUAUUAUAUUAUCUCUAUAUAUAAAUGACUGACUAAUUAAAUAA